This is a messenger RNA of Neltuma alba, 1448 nucleotides long. RefSeq lists its product as uncharacterized. The record is from RefSeq and is a predicted model, not a curated record. Lineage: Eukaryota; Viridiplantae; Streptophyta; Magnoliopsida; Fabales; Fabaceae. The transcript has 2 exons. Bases 15 to 1193 code for a protein of 392 amino acids.
GGGAGAAGGAGAGAAUGUACGUGACAAGACCUCGGUCUCUGUACAAAAGGAAUCCCGAAGCUCUUGGGAAUCAGCCAGAGGGACCAAAUUCAGGAUACUUAGUACUUCAAGAUGAAGAAGCUGAGACCUACGGAUGUUUUGGUUUGUGGAAGAAUGGAAUCGGCAACCUGCCAUUGCCUCAGAACAGGAACUUAACUGUUGUUUAUGCAGUGAGUAAUGCAGAAGGAGCUGACACAUAUGAAGAUGCAGUCAUGUUCAUUCCUGUUCUUAAUCAGCCUUUGUCUUCUAAUCGCUACUAUGUCAUUCGAAGCAACGGAAAGCGUCAAGGCGAAGCAAGCACAUGUUCAAAAGAAGACGACAUGGGAACAUGUUUGUGUUGUACUUACAUCAAAGACGUCAAACCAAGACCACUAAAUCCUUCUGAUUUGUAUCAACAAUUUGAGAUAAGGAAAAACAGAUGGGGAUUCAAAGGCAAGUCUAUUGUCUCAGAUGGGUUUCCUCCUGAGUUCUUGAGGAGACAAAGUUGGAGCUUGUCAACCAAGACACCACGCCAUUACCAAUUGGGUGAAGCUCUUGGGAUCAACCCCACCUUGCGAGCCCAAUUGCCACCCUUUACUUUCUCAUCAUCACUAUCAUCUUCUGAUCGCUCUGAACCAGUGGUUGCAGGGAAAUGGUACUGCCCUUUCAUGUUUGUGAAGGAAGAAGGAGUGAGUGUGAAGGAGCAGAUGAAGAGGUCAGUUUUCUAUGAAAUGACACUCGAAAGAAGGUGGGACAGAGUUUUCUCAAAGGAAAACGGUGGGAACAGUCAUGAAGUGUUUGUGGAUGUUGUGGCGAAAACUGAAGUUGCACGUCUGAGUGAUGGGAGAGAAGCUGUUUGGGAAGAAGGAAGAGUUGGUGAAGAGGGUGUGAUGUGGCUUCGGAGUUUGGAGAGAGGAGAGAGAAAAGUAGGGUUGAGCAUGGCCAUUGUGGAGAGAAUGAGAUGGGAGGAAGAAAGAAGUGAUUGGGAGGGAAAUAAUGAGAAGAAGCAAGUGAGAUUUGAAAGAGUGGAGAAGUUUGACGGAAUAAGUGGAAUGUGGAGGACUUUUGGAUUCUAUGUGUUAGUAGAAGGCUUUGUGCUGAAGAGAAUGGAUGGAAGCCAGGUCUUGACUUAUGAUUUCAGACACUUAAAUCAUGUAAGGUGCAGUUGGGAAUAAACUUGUCAUCUAGUGGUAUAAUAGCUCAUGAGUACAAGUUUGAUCUCGUUUGUAACCUCAAGUCUUUAAUACCUACCUUUUAAUUAAAAAAAUUAGAUGACAUGGAUAGAGUUCAGUUUUUAUACAUCUAUUUUUAUCUUUCUUCAUGUAUAUAAUUCCACAUAGAAACGCCAUAGUGAUAAAAGCAAGAUAGGAACACAAACAUACUGAUGACGUAUUUGAUUUCUGAAGUUUUUAAUUGAUUAGCUUGGUUUA